Salvia hispanica is the source of this 602-nucleotide messenger RNA. RefSeq lists its product as uncharacterized. Gene Ontology annotation, molecular function: ubiquitin protein ligase activity. The record is from RefSeq and is a predicted model, not a curated record. Gene Ontology annotation, biological process: protein ubiquitination; cell cycle. Lineage: Eukaryota; Viridiplantae; Streptophyta; Magnoliopsida; Lamiales; Lamiaceae.
UCACCCCCUAUGGGGCGAUUCGGAAACAUUAAAAUCUCAAAGAAAUCCAUGAUCCAUAUCAAGAACGACGAUCCGAGCUCGGACUUCACCAUAGAAGUCGUUAUUUACGUCGCAAUUAGUGUAAUAUUCUUUAUGGUUAUUGCAAUGAUGAUGAAACUCUUGUGGGAUACCAGCAAUGAGGACAAUGUCAUAGGAAUGAGGGUGAGUGAGACGAGUGGUUUAUUGUCUCAAAAUGUGGAAGCUUGGUCCAUUGCAUUGUAUGGGACGAACGAAGAUGAUACUAAGUCAAAUAGCGAUAAGAGUUGCACUUCAUCCUCAGAUGAUUUAUAUGAUGGAAAGAUAUGUGUGUUAUGCUACGAUGAUCAAAGAAGUUGCUUGUUUAUGCCGUGUGGUCAUUUUAUUACAUGUUACACAUGUGCCAAGAGGCUUAUGAUUGAAGAAAUCAAGAGUUGUCCAAUAUGCCGGACAAAUAUUGACAAAGUAAAAAAAUUGCAUAUUUUAUGAAAACGGCGUACUUUCGUUUCCUUUCAAGUUUUGUGCAUAGAAAUUAUUACAAGUAAAAGUUCGAUAUAGAUUCAUAUCUAUUGAGUAAAAUAGUAUCG